Messenger RNA from Phytomonas sp. EM1, 1851 nucleotides. The record is from the annotation of a GenBank genome assembly. Lineage: Eukaryota; Euglenozoa; Kinetoplastea; Trypanosomatida; Trypanosomatidae.
AUGUCUAUUCCAACUACUCUGAGCGUCGGAAAUGCUUCCUGGACGCAAGGUGAAGAAAAUGAAAGCGCAUUGGAAAUUCGGAUACCGGGCAUUAUUCCCGCUAAUGUCCGCCCGCGCGACCUUUCUAUAAAGAUUAAGGAUUCAGCGGUUCUUUGCAUCAGCCAUACUGACAAACGUCUGCUUCAGUGGCGCCUUCAUGCCCCUGUUAGCAACGAGGUAGAGUGGCGUGUGGAUAACUCUGUAGUGGUGAUAGACCUUGAGAAAAAGAUCCCGACGGUGUGGAGUUGCCUUCUGGACCUUCCCAUGUCAGCCGACGACCCACUCUUAACCUCCUUAAAUGAGAUCAACAGGAUGUUCACUCAGUACUUUCCGCCGUUGCCACCUGUUAGCGACACCAAGAGCAAUGCUUUGGAUGCUAAAGAGGAGGUAUCAGAAAAGGCGAAGGACUUAGAGGAAAAGAAGGUGGAUGACGACGAUCUCGACCAACUUCUUCGGGAAGCCGCUGAUGAGAUUGUUGCCGAUAAAAAUGAUGAGAGGGCCACUUACAAUGCAUUUGUGGAGGCUGAACUCAAAAACUAUAAGCGUGAAGAGGAGGAAGUGAAGCAGAAAAAGGCCGAGUUGGAGGCACAAGUCAACAAUCUUGACGAUCCUGCAUCCGCUCAGCUAGCUAAAGACCAAAUUAAAAUCCUGGAAAAGAUUCUUUCCUUGCACAACGAAUGCCGUGAGCUGCGUUCCAGGCCCGCUUCUUUGGAGAAUUUCUUACAAUGCACAAAACUGGACUUACAGAAAGCGCGUGUUAAUAUUGGUGAGGUCGGUGAGUCAGAAACUGAGGAAUACAAAAACGAUGAGGAGAAGAGUCUGAGCGGCACGGAGCUGAUGAAGUACGGCCUCAAAUUUUUAGAGGACAAAGAUGUCAAGAGCUGCUUACACUACCUUCGUCUAGCAGCCAUUCACCACCAGCACGAGCAAAGCAUCAUGUUGUUGCUCAACAUCUACAGUCAGCUUGAAUCACCCCGAGGGGCCUCUUUGUUGUUAAGCCGUGCCCUGGAUGACAAGAAUCCGAGCGCGGUAGCAAAUCAAAAGUUGGGUGAACUCUACGACAAAGGCGAACGACACUUUCUACCUCUUUUUCCUGCUGCGCUCUACUUCUUCCAGCGCGCAGCUAAGCUUGGUAGCGUAAGCGCCAUGCUCAGCCUUGCCCAGCUUUGGUUGCGCGGGUGCACCGAAUCAACCCUGGCCUCUGAAGCGGAGAUUAGUCGUCAGAAAGACCUUAGCAAGUACCAUGCGUGGUUGGAAAAGGCUAUUGAUCGUGGUUGUGGGUCGGCUUAUUUUGUGAAGGGAUGCAUGCACAUUAAGGGCGAACACGGCGUUGAGAAAUCGUACGAGAAGGCAAAGUUCUAUCUCGAUGCUGCAAGCAGCUCCCAACCCGAGCUGAGCAAACGCGCGCAUCAGAUCCCCAUGAUGCUGGAGCAGCUAAGAAAGGAGGAAUCCAAUGAGUCCGCAGAGAAGGCACCAAAGACGAACCCGGGCCACGUUUCCAAGAUCAUCAAGGAUGACGACGCCUUGCAGGUGACGCCCUCUGUAGCGCGGCUGAAUAUGCUGAGCAAAUCAGCGCCCUCCGAGUCUGCUGUCGGACCGAUUCGUCGCACUAAGAAAUCGUUUGGGGGCUCUGCCAAUCGAAAGGUUUUUUGGGAGAAAACCUGCGUGGUGGGUGCAGCUGUGUAUGGUAUUUAUUCGCUAGCCUUUCCACUUCGUGUUAUGAUAUUGCCCAUCGUUUACUCAAUUCUUGGUUCCAUUGUGGAUGCCAUUCCGUGGUUGGCGAACCAAGACGCGGACGUUUCCAUGUUCUGA